Molecule: messenger RNA, 2176 nt
Organism: Cyprinus carpio (common carp)
Lineage: Eukaryota; Metazoa; Chordata; Actinopteri; Cypriniformes; Cyprinidae
Product: leukocyte elastase inhibitor-like
Biological process (GO): negative regulation of endopeptidase activity
Molecular function (GO): serine-type endopeptidase inhibitor activity
Source: RefSeq, a predicted model, not a curated record
CUCGACUUCAGCCACCCACAUUCCCCUCCACAUCCAGUUCUGGAAGUUUACAGGAAGGCUGGGCUUUAGGGCGAGGCAACAUUUAUCAGAAUCGAGGUGAAUUCAUUCAUCUCCGACACACAAGAAACUUCUUCACUUCUGCUGAACACUCUCGCUUGUGAAAAUGGAGCCUUUGCCUGCAGCAAACACCCAGUUCUCUCUAAACCUGUUCAAGAAGAUCAGCGGAGGAAACGCAUCAGGAAAUGUGUUCUACUCUCCGAUCAGCAUCUCUUCAGCUCUCGCCAUGGUGUCGCUCGGAGCAAAAGGAAACACAGCGGCGCAGAUGUUUAAGGUCCUGGGUUUUACCAGUUCUCCCAAACCUGACGCAGCGACUCCAGCAUCUCAUCAACAAGCUCAGAAGCCCCAGAUUGCCUGCGGUGUCAAGGGUCAACAUGGACCGUCAAUGACGCAACAAACCCAGAAGUUUGAGAUACCUGCCGAACUCAAGAAAUCUCCUGCUCAGCUCACACCUGGACAAAAAACUGAGGAUCAAAUUCAUUCCAGCUUUAACAAGCUCAUGAGUGAACUGAAGAAACCAGGAGCCCCGUAUGUGUUGAGUCUCGCCAACCGUCUCUACGGAGAGCAAUCCUACCAGUUUGUUGAGAAAUUCCUUAAUGAUGCAAAAAGAUACUAUGAAGCCGGACUGGAGGAGGUGGAUUUCAAGAAGAAACCAGACGCUGUGCGUCUCGACAUCAACAAAUGGGUGGAGAAAAACACUCAAGGAAAGAUCAAGGACUUGCUCCCACAGGGAUCCAUCGAUUCAUUGACGAAACUGGUCUUGGUGAACGCCAUCUACUUCAAGGGGAACUGGGAGAAGAAAUUCCCAAAGGAAGCCACCAGAGAUGGACAGUUUAAGCUGAACAAGACUCAAACUAAACCAGUGAAGAUGAUGAAUCACAAGGCAGAGUUUCCUGUGGCUGUAAUCCCAGAGAUGAACAGUCAGGUUCUGGAGCUGCCGUAUGUCGGGAAGAAUCUCAGUAUGUUGAUCAUCCUUCCUGAAGAGAUUGAAGACGAAACCACUGGCCUUCAGAAGCUUGAAAAGGCACUGACUUAUGAGAAGCUGAUGGAGUGGACGAGACCUGAAGUCAUGCGUCAACAAGAAGUUCAAGUAUCUCUGCCCAAAUUCAAGAUGGAGGAAACCUAUGACAUGAAGAGUCUUCUGAUCAGCAUGGGGAUGGAGGAUGUGUUUGACCUGCAGAAGGUGAAUCUUUCAGGCAUGUCGUCCAACAACGACCUGGUGGUGUCGAAGGUGAUUCAUAAAGCCUUCGUUGAAGUAAACGAGGAAGGAACCGAAGCGGCUGCAGCCACCGGCGUCGUCGUGAUGACCCGAUGUCUGAGGAUCCCGCAGUUCUUUAACGCAGACCAUCCGUUCCUCUUCUUCAUCCGACACAAUCCAACCAAGAGCAUUCUGUUUUACGGACGCUUCUGCUCUCCGUGAGCGAGUCCUGCGCUGUGAGACCCUUCCAGCUGGUUUAGUUAGUUUAUCUGGUUAGAAUGCAUAGGAGAAACUUGGGACAACUAAAAUAAAAUAAAUAAUUAAAUUAAAUAUAAAAACUUACUUUGUUUUAUUUUUUUUAUUUCAGCUAGUGCCAAGGCAAAAGUCACAUUUUUGUUUAGUUUAAGCUGAAGUACUAAAAUAACUCAACUAAAUAAUCUAAACCUAAUUAAUAAUAAUAAAAACUAGAUAAGCAUGAAAUGACAAAAACAUAAAAUUAUUAAAACUUUAAAUUAUAAAAAAAAAAAUUUAAAUGAAUAAAAACUGAAAAUAUAAAAAUAUGUAUAAUAUUAUAUAAAUUAUACUAAAAUAGCAUUUCAGCUUUCAGUUGAGCAUUACAGUUUCCAUUGCUGUAAACACCCCGAACCUAAACAUUUAACAAUUGAUUUAUAUUCAUGAUAAAUGUCAUGACUCUUGACAUGUUUAUAAUUGAAGAUAUUAAGUGCAUUACAGUUGUCCUGGUCUCAUCUGUGGUUGAUAAUCGAGAUGUUGUGUUUUAGAUGGCUCUCUGCAUGUCAUAUGUAAUCAUAAGCAUCAAUAAACUUUAAGCACUUGUUGUUUCCUGCACUUAAUGAGGCUUAAAUAAGCCAAAUUAUCUUUAUGCCAAAGCUAUAAGACAAUAAAACCUGUUUUUGUUUCAAA